GAGAGGGAGAGAGAGCAUGAGAGGCGUGCGGGAGCUGAGGCGCGCUAAUCAGCAAAGAACCGCGUUUACAAGUGGAUUGUUUGGCUUAGGUUUCUCUAUCUGCGCCUGGCACUCGACACGGCAAGUCUUCGGGUGUACUGUUGAAGAAAAACAAGCAGAGAGAGAUGGUUGAAAACACAAGGUGUAUCCCAAGUGGUAUCAGAAACAGCGAAGAACCUCAUAUAUAUUAAAAAGUUAAUGUUGGUAAAUUAGCAACAAUUAACAGUGAUUGUUGCUCCGUCAUCAGCAGACUGGGUGAUUUUUAGUUUAGCAGUAAAGUGAAUGAAAUUGAAAACAAAGAAAACUGUGGCACAGGAUCCAAUUAAUUUGCAGUAGAGAUGCCAAAACUAAUGUUACUUAUACAGUACUGUAAUAAGUUUGGUUCUCUUCACUUAAAACAUCAGAAACAGCAGUUGCAAUAGUGUCAAAAGUAAAGCAGACAAGAACAUCAUUGAGAGAAAGAAUAGUGUCAACAACACCAGAGCGGGUGUGUGGCAAAAGGUUCAUGUGCCUUGAUUGACUUGAUCAGUGAUAAGUUGCCUGAGCAGAAGAGUAAAUAGUUCAGCGUUGACAGCUGGAUUUGGGUGACUAGACAAUCAUGGCAGAAGCUCGUAGUGCUGUGGCAACACCCAGGGUCCAGAUAAAGGACCUGGGCACCACUGAUUCCUUUGUUGACUUCCUUAAGUUUUAUCGCCAGAUGAUCAUCAGAAAUUACUUUCGCUUUCGCAACUCGAUUCGCAAUGGGGUGUGGCCGACAUCCACCAACAACUUGGGGGUGGCCUGUGCAUUCUCGGUCUACCUGCUGGAGUAUGAGCCCACAUCAGCCCAGGCUCUCACUGCCUACCUCAAGCAGGCCGUGCAUGCUCUGCCUCUUCCUGUCAAAACUCCACGAUGGCUGGCCAACUUACUUGGAUCGAUGGGCAUCUCCUUUGUUUUCUUCAUCAUGCUUAUGAAGGUGCGGCAGUAUCUUCUGCGUAUCCUGCUGGCAUACAGAGGAUGGAUGUAUGAGAAUGUGAGGGAAGUGUCCUCGAAAACCAAACUGUGGGGUCUAACUGUCAAGUUCGUGUCUGGAUAUCAGCCUUCUCUGUAUUCUUGCCAGCGAUCUCUGCCACGAAUGCCUGUUCCUCCUCUUGAAGAGACACUUGGUAAAUUGCUUGACAGUUUAAAGCCUUUAUGCUCGGAGGAAGAAUAUAAGGAAUAUACUAAACAAGCGAAUGACUUUGAGAGCAGUAUUGGCCCUCGACUGCAGCGCCUUCUUUACCUCAAGUCAUGGUGGGCACCUAAUUAUGUCAGUGAUUGGUGGGAGAAGUAUGUGUAUUUAAUGUCUCGAUGCUCAUUGGCCAUCAACUCCAAUUAUUAUGCCUUGGAUAACUUCAGAUGGACCCCAACAAACAGACAGGUAUCAAGAGCAGCAAAUGUUGUAUUCUCCAUUCUUAACAUCAAGCGAAAGAUUGAUCGAGAAGAGCUUCCACCUUUACUCCUACGCAACACCAUCCCAAUCUGUAUGGCACAAUAUGAACGACUCUUUUCCACUGUACGAGUACCUGGUGAAGAAAUUGACGAGUUACUUCAUUUUGACUCUGGUGAAUCACGUCAUAUUGUAGUAUGGCGUCAAGGACUUUUCUACCAAUUGAGCAUCUGUGAUGAUAAGAACCAGAUCCUUUCUGUUUCUGUUCUGGAAAAACUAUUUCAAGACAUCUUUGAUGAUGCUGAUAAACACAAGGAGAGUGUGACUGAAAGUGAACGUAGUGUUGCAGCUCUGACAGGUCUUCCGAGGACAAAAUGGGCACGAAUACAAAAGGAAUUCUUUACAUCUGGGAUCAACAAAGACAACAUGGAUCUCAUAAACAGGGCAAUGUUCAUGGUUAUUAUGUUAGACAAAUGUCCAAUGGAUAUUUCUGACAAGGGCAAAACACUCCUUCAUGCCGAUGGCCGCACAAUAUGGUUUGACAAGAGUGUAAAUAUAUGCUUCUUCCCUGAUGGCCAGUGUGGAUUGAAUGUUGAACAUUCAAUGGCAGAUGCACCUGCAAUGGGUCAUGUAUGGGAGUAUGCCAUGACCAUGGAAGUAAUUGAGAAAAGAUAUUUGGACAAUGGACAAGUGAUGCCUCCACCAAAGUCAUUCAAGCAGAGUAACUACACUUGUCACAGGAGAAUCAUCUGGGACAUUACAGAUGAACUUGAAAAAGAAAUCAAUAAAGCAGCUUUGUUUAAUCAAAAGAAUAAUGAUGAUCUUGACCUUGAAAUUCGGAAUCAUGACAAGUAUGGCAAAGGUGUAAUGAAGAAAGCUCGAGUGAGCCCUGAUGCUUUUAUCCAGAUAGCACUCCAGCUUGCAUAUUAUCGUCACAGUGGCAGAUUUUGUCAAACCUAUGAAGCCUCUGCAACAAGACUCUACCAAAAUGGACGAACAGAAACAGUAAGAUCUUGCACAGAAGAAGCUGCAUCAUUUGUAAGGGCAAUGGUUAGUGGAAGACUACCAAAGGAGGAACUACUGCACCUGUUAAGAGUGGCAGGUAACCGUCACCAAAAGCUUUACCGUGAUGCAAUGAAUGGUCAGGGAAUUGACCGACAUCUGUUUGCUCUUUAUGUUGUAUCAAAAGGACUAGGCUAUGAAAGUCAGUUCUUGGAGUCCAUCAUUCGUAGACCCUGGACACUAUCAACAUCCCAACAGCCUCAACAGCAGAUUCAGGCUAAUACUCCUGACAUCAACUUGGAACCUUUCAGAACAAUGUGCUCACCUGGAGGAGGAUUUGGUCCAGUCUCAGAUGAAGGUUAUGGAGUUUCUUACAUGCUACCUACAGAGUAUAACAUUUUCUUUCAUGUGUCAUCCAAAAGAGCAUGUCCAGCAACAGAUUCCAGAAAAUUUGCUGAUAUAUUGUUCAAAAGCAUGGAUGAUAUGCGUCUUUUAUUUGACACUUCACAACUGUAAUCAUAGUGUAGAUCGAGUUAUAUUGUCUUUGAAGAACAUGAAAGAUAUAAUUAUAUUUAAAUAUUUUAUUAUUAUUUACAGUUAACUAGUUGUGAGAUCUCUUAUUUUGAAUAUACUGAAAUUUUCACUUGCCUAUUUUUUUUUUGUUUAUUCUGCCUAAUAUAUCUGAGUUAUUGUAUUCAGUUGCUUCACAGGUAGGAAUCUGCCAUGUGAUAUAAAAUGUUCAUGAACGCAGGCACUAGCAUUGCA
Molecule: messenger RNA, 3214 nt
Organism: Procambarus clarkii (red swamp crayfish)
Lineage: Eukaryota; Metazoa; Arthropoda; Malacostraca; Decapoda; Cambaridae
Product: carnitine O-palmitoyltransferase 1, liver isoform
Biological process (GO): fatty acid metabolic process; carnitine metabolic process
Cellular component (GO): mitochondrion
Molecular function (GO): carnitine O-palmitoyltransferase activity
Source: RefSeq, a predicted model, not a curated record